UCAGAGCCGGCAGAUCUUCAAUUCAGUGCGACUGCUGAUGGUAGCAGCCUCGUCUCUUUUAGUGAGUUUGAAUUUUAAAUAAAUAACUCAGUACUUUCGUUUGAUAUUAAUUUUUAAAAAAUUAAAUUGUGAUUUAACUAAACGUUAAAUAUUUACGUGUGAAAAUAUUUAAAGUGAAUAUUUUGUAGGUGACGCAAGAUAAGUUUUACUUGGAAGACAAGUAUUAAAUAUUUAAAAAUUUAAUUUUAUUCUUAUGGAGCAUUUUAUUAUAAUGAGUCAUCAGCAAGAACUUAAAGACGUGACUACAGUGAUAACAUCAAUCUUAACAGCUAAAAAACCUCCGCGUGGAAUUCCUCUGGUAAACCUCGACCAGGAUUACUACGAAUUUGAAAGCCAGCGCAUUCCGUAUCGUCGGUUGGGUUUUUCUUCACUAGUCGACUUUAUCAAAACCAUACCGGAGGUGGAAAUUUACGAACGUGGUACCAGCCAUUUUAUAAACUUCCUUGGCAAGAAUUCGACGCGACAUAUCAGUGAUCUCGUUGCUAAACAAAGGAAUCCUUCAUUCAAAAACCGAAGUCGGUCAGUGAACACGCGAAAAACAGCGCCAGCGAUGUACCGUCCACGUGAUUCUUCAUCCUCAUCAUCAUCAAUUGAUCCAAAAGUAACUAGUUAUAUUUCUUCUAUUAUUUAUAAUCAUCCUUAUGGCAUGAAAGAGUCAGAGUUAAUUCAAAAAUUGCUGCACAAGCGGCCAUAUUUAACUCUAAGUUCGUAUCAAUGUAAAGAACAUCUGAGAAUUCUUGAUCGUGAAGUUGUAAUUAGAGAUGAUUUGAUUUAUCCGAAAAAUUCGUCAUCUAUUCCACGUGAAUCGUCAUCAUUUGCUGCAAGACCCAGCAGAUCUCAAUCAGUAGCACCCAAGAGACAUUUUAAUAAUAAUAAUAAUAAUAAUGGUCAUAGUAAUGGGGAGUAUUAUGAUAGAAGAUCUGAAGAAACCAACGGCAACUACUGGGGCAGAAGUUACGAUAAUCACAGGUAUGCAGAACAUAAUUACAGUAACACUAAUGGCAAUUACGCGCUUAAUUACCAAGAUAAUUACGGUAAUGCUGGCAAUGAUAGGAGAGAAAACCAAAGUCACCAAAGUAGUGUCUUAUCAAAUAAUUUUAAAGUCGCUGGUAUUGAUUCUGAUGAACAUUACGAGGCUGAUGAUCUUGGUUUCGAUGAAGAGACCGAGUACGCGGGUGCUAGUGCACCGGCUGCGAAUGGAAUACAAGGAUACGGUGACUCUAAUGGAUACAAUUAUGAUUAUGAAGUGCAAGAUAUGCAAAAUGGAGACUCUCGUCAUAAUGGAGGUAACAUUGUUGAGCAGGUACCAAGUUACGGUAACCUGGACAAGUUUGAAGACAAAAAGAAGGUCAAUUUUGAAGCAGAUCAUCGUCAGCUGGAAUUCAUCGGUGCUGAUGAUGGUGCUGGUGCUGGUGAUGUUGCUGCUGCUGGUGAUGUUGCUGGUGCUGUAGUUGAGGUGGACAGAAAAGAAGCUCUUUUUAAGAAGAACAAAGAAUAUAUUGCGCAGACAAUUUCCAAGCGCACGGUGUUGCGGUUGGAGAAACUUUUGGAGAACAAUCCGAAUGGUAUCUGGUGUAUUGAUUUGCCGAAGUUGUACACAGAAGACUAUAAACUGACGCUGGAAUGGGAAGACUUUGGGUUCCAACGUCUCUCUGACUUUGUAUCGCAUUUGCCGAAGAUCUUUAAAAUGGUGGGACCAUAUCGCAACGGGGAUUACCGUCUGUUUGAUGCUAGAAAACCACUACCUGAUGAUGAAUUCCAGAGACAGCAGAAACCAACGAUGGCUUCGCUUUAUAACAUCUACGGCGAUAAUGAUAAUGAUGAUGCGUUGCCGAAAACUAUUUCGCUUGAAACUAAACAGGCGCUCUGUCCUGAUAAUGUACUUGGGAUCAAUGAAACAGUCGGUCAUAUAUCUGUCACGAGAUUUGAACCAGAUAUAGACGCUAAUGGAGAACCAUCAAUGAAGAAUAUUGAAGUCAAUGUCGUUGAAGCUUUUACUCCUUCAUUUUUCUGGGUACAACUCGCUAGAAAUAAGCCGAAAUUUGAACAAAUGAUGGAAGAUUUGGGGAACUUUUACGAUGAAAACAGUUUGAGAUAUAGAAUUCCUCCGAUUGUUAUUGAAAGAGGAUUAAAUAUUGCGUGCCAAUUUUUCGGAAAGUGGCAUCGUGGGAUAAUUAAAAGUAUCACGCCAACAGGUUCACGAGUUACUGUGAUGUUUUAUGACUUCGGAACUAUAAAAUCAUAUCGUCCAGAAGAAGUUUACUUUUUACACCGGCGCUUUGGAGUCAUGGAUGCUCAAGCCAUUCCAUGUGGUUUGUGUUACAUACAACCAAGAAAACGCAACUCUGGUUCUCAUGACGGUCAAAGUAAUGAAUGGCCCAAGGAUGCACGCGAUCAGUUUCUUCAUAUGGCAUUCAAAUGUGAAAUGUGGGCGACUAUAGUCAAAGUUGAUGUUGAUAAUAAUUCCAUGCAGAUUGGUCUGACUGACACAUCAGGAGACGAAGAUCUUCACAUCGCAGAUUACUUAAUACACAAAAAAUUCGCCGAAAAAUCCAACACGGUUCGUAUUACUACCAGAAACUUUCAUUACAUCCACUCUAAAAGAUCUUCUAUAGCAUGGAAGCAAAAAUAUCUGAGUUCACUAGCUAAUUCUCGCUUAACUAAAAUGAAUCAUUUAAAAUCUAGUAAUAAAUUUUUGCCCGCGAAUCAAAAAGCCAAUCAAAGUCCUUUACAAAAUUCAAAUCAAGACACGCAGCGUCACGGCGAAGCUCUAUCGCCCUCAAUGUUGCGUGAAAUUGCAAAAUCUAAAGUCAAAAAUUCAAAGCCAGUGGAAUUGCCACCACCUCCAAUAGUUUUAAAUUACGCGCCAACGCCGACUAUUCAUUUACUUCCUCUAGGUUCAUCUCAUGAUAAAGUUAACUUAUGGUUUGAGUUGAACAAUGAAUUGAACAAUGAUUCAGAUGCUGGAGGUUCUGCUAAAUCAGGCGACCACAGCUUCGAAGCAUCCAGACUCAAAAAAGUCACAAAGUCUGAUAAUAAUUUUACGGAAUCAAAACUCCAGCGUGUGCCGAAGGCAUUCAAACUUGAAGAUAUUUUUAAGAUGUCAGAACAUCGAAUUACUUCUGAGCCACAUCGUGAUCCUGAGACUUCUAAAGCUCAGUAUAUUUCUGGUUCAUCUAAAAAUCUUUCAUUGCCGAAAGUGUCAUCAAGUGAAGAUCAUAAAUCAGUUGGUUCUAAGAGAUUAUCAAAUUUAAUUAACGUUCUUGAUAAAAAUGAAAAAAUUCCAGUCUCUAGAACUUUCAGCAGUCCACUGACACGACACAGGCAGGAAGAACCUGACUGGAAAAAUAGACACUUGAAUAAAAAUGAUGAUUACUCAGCAUCAUCUAAAUCACUGACUAGUUCCGAUGAAAGUUCAAAUAAAAAUCGUCCAUCAACUCUUUCUAAUCAAGGAGUAUCUCAAUUAUUAACCGCUUUCGGCGGUGAUGAUGAUGACAAAGAUGAUCAAGUUCCAGAAUCUGGUACUUUCGGUAGCCCAUUGGGAGGCCAUGGACGAGAAGAACCCAUCGAUUGGAACGCGGUUAGACAAAUGGUGAAUAAAGAUGACGUUAAAGUUCAAGCAAAGUCUGAACCGGUAAAAGAAAAAAUUUUACCAGCAACUGCGAACCGUAAAAGCCAGCCUGCAAUAAAUAAAUCAUAUUUAAAUGACAAAGCGCACAAUUAUUUUGAUAACUUCUAUGAGUCUUGUGUUGCUUCGAAAUUUACCAACGGAAAUCCAAUACUGUCAUGGGAAAGUGAAGAUGAGAUAAAAUAUACUGGGGUAAUUACUCCGAUGGUGCGGCAAACUCUGAAUACAAUUAACAAGAAUUCUGAUUCUGUUAAAGUAACUGUGCCAGUUAAUUUGCGGCGAUUAAUUGAAAAGUCAUCCAACAGCAGCUCUGAGGAAACGUCUUCCGAUAGCAAAACCAGCGGGUGGAAUUCACCUUCUGAGAGACGAAUUUCUCAACCAAUUAAAAUGAAUGACGUGAUUGAUAAUAAAAGCGACAGUGACUCUCUGUCAUCUGAGUCUACAAAACAACUUACGACAAUUCAUAAAUUAUUAAAGGCGCGUCAUUUGAAUAAAAUUAAUAAAACUUGUGAAGAUGAUAAACCAAAAGAUGAUAACGAUAACAGUAAAGAAAUAAAUGAUACGUCUGUUGAAUGUCAACCAGAAGAAAAGAAGAAAGUAUUAAUUGAAGAGCUGCCGUCUCCAAAAUCGUCUCCAAAAUCAUCUCGCAUUGACCAGAAGAAAAAUGUCAAUUCUAUUUAUUACGCAUCUGCAAGAAUCAGUUUAUGUAAAAAAAUAAACCGUCUGCAAGAUGCGGAAUCUUCUGAUUCGGAUGACGUCGAUCUCGAUUCUGAUGAUUCUUCAUUCUAUGAAAAAGAUGAUGGAGAAAAAAAAACUUCGGUCAAUGACAACGAUGACUCUGAAGAAAUAGAUGACAAAAAUGAUAGAGAUGAAGAAAAAUUGAAUGGGAAAUUAGACUCUGAAGAAAUAGAUGACAAAAAUUAUCAAGUUGAUGAAAAUAUUGAUGAAGAAAAAUUGAAUGGGAAAUUAGACUUUGAAGAAAUAGAUGACAAAAAUUAUCAAGUUGAUGAAAAUAUUGAUGAAGAAAAAUUGGAUGGGAAAUUAGACUCUGAAAAAAAUAGUACGGACGAUAAGAACGAUGUUGACUUGGACAAAAAUGAUACUGAUAAUGAUAACCAGAAUGUAGAUGAAGGUAUGGAUCCAUCAGCUGGAAAUGAACUACAAAUUUGUACAAGUGCUCCAAUUCCGCGGUUUAAUGAUGUUGAUGUGGAUUCAGAUGAUAGCGACUUGGGUAUUCAUUUGCCGCUAGAUUUUCUUGCUCAUUUUUUCGGUGUCCAAUUACCCCCCCAAGCAGGUAUUGCAAACUCGUCAGCAGACACUGAAACUGACAUUGAUAGUAGAUCUGAAGACGAGGGUGUCAAAAUCGAUGAAAUAAAUUGUGAUGACGAGAAACCACAUUCGAGUUCAAGUACUGAGAGUAGUUUGGAUAUUUCUAGUGCUCGUGGUGCCAAUCAAUCAGUUUCCUCUCAAGUUGAAACAGAUUCUGAAUCUCCACAAAUAGAUCCAAGAGCUGGUAUUAAAAAACAAUUUGCAAAAGUUUCAAAUCAAUUGGAACCAAAAAAGAAAUUUGAGUCUAAAAAAGAUGAUGAAGAAACUACUGUACGAUCUACAGUUGAAAGCGAUUUCCGUGAUACUGAUGAGGAAAAAAUAAAAAAAACUCAAGGCUACAAAUUGAAAUGUUCAUUAGUAAAUGAAGUUAAAAAAUCCGGUCUUCUUGAGUCUCCGAAAUUUGUGAAAAAUUGCGAACUGAAGUUUAACGCUGACGAAUUUUUGGACAUCGAUUAAUUAUCUAUCGUUUUAAUAAAUUAACAUUUUUUUUUAUUUUUCAUUUAAAUAACAGACUUUUUUUUUAUUAACAAGUUCAAGUAACGACAUAAUUACAAUUAAAAUAUUUUUUGUUUCUUUUUCUUUUCUUUAAUAUGAUGACUAAUUAAUUUUUUUAUUUUUCUGCUUUGAUUCAUUAAAGUUGAGCGAGUAUAGGAAUAACUUUUGUUUAUUAUUUUAGGAAGACACAAACUUGUUAAAUUAAAAAUAACUGCUGUUUAAAAAAAAUUAAUUAAUUAAUAAGUAAAUCAACUUCC
Molecule: messenger RNA, 5769 nt
Organism: Microplitis mediator
Lineage: Eukaryota; Metazoa; Arthropoda; Insecta; Hymenoptera; Braconidae
Exons: 4
Coding region: 254-5473 (1739 amino acids)
Source: RefSeq, a predicted model, not a curated record